AGUUUUACAUUUAUCUUGUACUUUAAUUAACUUGAUUAAAUGCUUUAAAUAUUACAAAUGGUCGGAGUUUCAUUCACAGGGGAAAUCAUUUCUGUGCCUUUUAAUUAUUAAUUAGAAUCAGACAGAAACAUUCUUUUGUGUCACAAAACACAAUUGAUUAACAACAAUCAGAAACGACUUAGAAAAGGAAAAUAAAUAAAAUUUUAUUUAAAAUAUCAAUUUGUUUACACAAAAUAAUUCUUGAUUAAUAAAUGUGCAGAACAAAUUUUGUAUUCGUAAAACAUUCAUUUAACGUUAAUCCGAUAUUGUUCCUUCGAAUGCAACGGAAAUAAACGAGGAAAUUAAAAACUGUAUACGUCAUAUUUCUGUCGGAAAUCGACGUCACUGACGUCAUAAUUUAUCGUGUUUUUAGUCAGAAAACAGGAGUAACAGUAUAAAAUUCUUAGGUACACGGUUUCACUACUGUGUUUUUGCCGCUCUUCGUGUCGGAUGAAUUAGAAGUGUCGUCGGACGAGAUGAGGUUGGUUGUCUAUUUGCAAUUCCUAUUUCUAGUGGUAAAUUCCUGUCGAGAGUUUUGGCAACAUUGGAAAAAUGUUACUUGCACGUCAUCGGCAGACAUCUGCUACGAAUCGAAAAACUUUUCCUCCGUUGAAAUAUUAAAUCAAUUUUUAUCCAUCAAGUGCGGCAAAGAAACAAUUGACUCUCGUUUAAUGCGAUGUUUGGACGUUAAAAAUGUACAAGAGAUAGAAUUUAAAAAUUGUUCUCUGUCAGGAAUUGACUUUGGGAUAUUCACGUUUGGGUAUGGAAUCGAACACGUCAAAAUAUUUUACGUAUCAAACGUGUAUGAAAGAAAGUUCGAAAGCAAUUCGUUUAAUAACAUGUCUUCUCUGCGAUCUGUCGUAAUAAUAAACGUGAAAACCUCGGAACUUCUAAAUCUGACAUUUCGCAAUGUUCCCUCGCUGACUUCAUUGAGAAUUGUCUUCUAUAACUUCACUUUAUUUCCCAACAAACCUUUCCGAGAGUUAAUUAAUCUUUCCGAAUUAUACAUCACUGGUGGUAAGUUAAAAGUUUUACCCGAAGAUCUAUUUUAUAACCUUUACAAUUUGACAAAACUGGACUUAAGUUACAACAGCAUCGAAUCGAUUCAUCCACUUGUCUUUAGAAAUCUCACUCGAUUGGAAUGUUUGGAUUUAGAAUAUAAUCGGAUAAAAGAUUUACCCGGUGACAUGUUAAAAGGUCUUUGUAAUUUAAAGACGUUUAAAAUUAGUUGGAACCAUGAAUUAUCAGAAAUUCCGUCCGGUUUCUUUAAGAAACUGUCCAACUUGACUGAAAUUAAUGCAGUGUUUUGUUCCUUUAUUUCACUCGAAGAAGAUGUAUUUUCUGACUUAAUUAAUUUGAAAGACGUCGAUUUAGUUUUCAACCGGAUUGAACAUCUCCCUCCAAAUCUUCUCAGAAAUAAUAAACUCCUGAAACGAUUUUCCUGUUCGUUGAAUAAAAUAUCGACACUUCCAACAGGAAUUUUUCAUGGACUUUCUGAACUGCAAACGUUGAACUUGCACACAAAUCGUUUAGAAAAUCUUCCCGAAGAUGUUUUUCAAAGUUUGUCUUCAUUGCAGAGACUCGAUUUAUCAUUCAAUCGUCUGACAUUUUUACACGAAAACAUUUUCCUCCCAUUGACUAAUUUAAAGUAUCUCGAUCUGUCUAACAACAAUUUAACUAAAAUUAUCGGGAAGCAUCCUUUUGGCAGCAGCAAACAUCUGAGUACUCUCCGUUUAAAGAAUGUCGGUUUCACACAAUGGCCGGUGAUAAAUUGGACACAAUACAACUUGACUGAAGUCGAUUUCUCAUAUAAUAGUUUUGAAACCGUCAAAUUGCCAAUUUACACACCAAAUCGAAUGCAAAUGAAUCUGUCUAACUGUAAAAUCAGAACAAUUCACUUAGAUGAGAGGAAAUAUGGAUUUCAAAUGCCGACUUAUAAUUUAAGUAAUAACGAAAUUACUUGUGACCACAAACUGCAGAAAUUCGUUUCUUUCGUUAAGUCAAAUAUAAAAGUAGCAAAGAAAAUGUUUCCAAAUAUAGAAAACACGAAAUGUUACGGAGAAGAAAGAAAUUUGCUCGAUAAUACAUCUCUCGUAGUCAUAGGAAAUAAAUGUCCGAUCAAUUGCGAAUGUUUUAAAGAACAAAACCACGUGAUUGUCAAUUGUUCCGGAAAGGAAAUCGACAGAAUUCCCGACGUUCUGUUCCCGAAUGCCACGAUUGUCGAUUUAAGUAAUAAUUACAUAAAAGAGUGGUCAAAUAUCGAUUGCGUGACGUGGAGAAACGUCACCCGUCUGCAUCUUAGUAAUAAUUCAAUAAGUAAUAUCCCGGAUUAUGUUAUUUUACCAAACAUGAAAUGUCUGUGGUUGGACGGAAACCGGUUAAUCGAAUUAUCUUCCGGACUAAUGAACCUGAUCGAUGUUUCUCCGGAAUUUAAAAUUUACUUGUCCAGAAAUAAUUGGAAUUGCCAUUGCCAUUCGAAAUUUACUAAGGACUGGUUGCUUAGAAACCGACAGAAAAUUGCAGAUUUCUCCGAUGUUUUUUGCGCGAGAAAUUCGUCUCUUGUGUCUUUCAUCGAAAUUGUUUCUAAUGAUCACUGUAAACAAAUUGUAGAAGACAAUUUGGCAUCGUCAGCAAAUGCUUCUUCGAAUGAAGAUUAUUUUAAUGAAGUUAGGUCUGUUUUUGGAUGGAAAAUCGCAGUUGCUGUUCUUACUUCGCUAAUGUUAUUCAGUUGGAUUGUGUUUGCUUACUUUCUUUAUUGUCGCAGAGAAAGAAAUUUCCAGAAAGUGCCAAAGCCCGGUGAUGAAGAAGUGAUUUAUUACAAUGCUUACACUUGACGAAUUCCGUAAUUACGACAAUUCAAAUAUAUCUACUUUUAUCAAUUUAAUCAGGACUUGCCAAUAAUUUGUUAUUAUGUUGCAAUUGUUUCUGUAGAAAUUAAUUCUGUUUAUUUCAAAUGUGAUGUAACAAAUGUUACUUUUUCUGGUAAAUUCUGAUUAAGUAUUAUAUAAAAUGUGUUAUAAUUAAAAUAAUAAAGCUGUAAAUAAAUCGCAAAGUCAAUACUGAAAUUCGACAAUAAAACAAUACUUUAUAUACAGAAAGUAAAGAAAUGAAAGCAACAAUUUAUAAUUCAGAAAAAUUAUUAUUAAAAUUUCUAUCUUCUGUAACGCAUCGUUGAUAUUUCGAUAAGAGUUAAUAUUUUUCUAUAGAGAAUCUCUCGCAAUUCGUUUCGAGAUUUAAUGCUUUCAACCUGUUAUUUUUCUGUAAUUCAACUUAAUGUAUUUUAUACUUUGAACAAGUAAAGGAAGGAAGACUGCACUCACUUUACAUUAUAGUGUAAAUAUAUUUAACAGUGCAAAAUAUUUGUAUACAUAAAUUUAAUGGUUUUUCCGAAGGAAAUUACGUCGAAAUCUUUGAUUAUCCAGUGUUUAUUAUACAAUGUUUGGAGAUUCUGUCAGUUUUUGAUCUCAAAUGCUUUAGCUACAUUGCGGCUUAACGUUUGCUUCCUCCACACAAUUAAUGUUCAGUUACUUUCAGAUUGACUUUUUCGUUUAGAUAAAAUAUCUCAAUCGCAGAGACUUGGGGAAAAUAUAAGAGUGGAAAUGAUAAGAGAUAAUAG
Molecule: messenger RNA, 3655 nt
Organism: Centruroides sculpturatus (bark scorpion)
Lineage: Eukaryota; Metazoa; Arthropoda; Arachnida; Scorpiones; Buthidae
Product: leucine-rich repeat-containing protein 15-like
Exons: 2
Coding region: 516-2873 (785 amino acids)
Molecular function (GO): protein binding
Source: RefSeq, a predicted model, not a curated record